UAGCCCCUGGGUGCUGGGGAGGGGACGGUCCCUGCCCCGGGGGGCUCCCGUGGCUGGGGGGACGCGCCUGCCCAGACAGCUCUGUGGCGUCCCGGGGAUUGUCUGUAAAUCGGAUUUGUCCGAGCGGGCGUGGGGUGAGAUCAGGGACAGGAGCUGGACCGGUGAUCCUGUGGGUCAAUCCAGCGGAGGACGUUCUGUGAGCAGAACGGCACAGCCCCUCGUUUGGGCGCUGGGGGACCCCUGGGGCCAGAGGAUAAGGGACCAAGGGAGAGGGGAGUGAAGGACGAGCAGCGGGGCUGAGCUGAGAGCUGGGGCUGAGCUGGCGCGCAGCCCGGCGGCAGCUCGAUAAACCACCUGUCCUGACUUGCCCGACGCGGUCCAGCAAGAUGUUACAGGUGCCGCUGCCCCUGGACCGAGACGGGAUCCUGUUCCGGCUCCGUUUCACCACGCUGGCCCUCGGGACUGUGUUCUGCCCGCUCUUUGGUUUCCUCUUCUGCGUGAUCUGGUCUCUGCUGUUCCAUUUCCAGGAGACGACGGCGACUCACUGCGGGGUCCCGAACUACCUCCCCUCCAUCAGCGCGGCCAUCGGGGGCGAGACCCCCCAGCGCUACGUCUGGCGUCUCUGCAUCGGCCUCCACUCCGCCCCCCGCUUCCUGGUGGCCAUCGCCUACUGGAACCACUACCAGAGCUGCCACUGCUCCCACCCGCGCUACCUGCGCCUCUGCCACUGCAACCUGCUGCUCAGCCUGCUCGAGAACUUCGCCCUCCUCGUCCUCACCUACGUCUCCUCUUCCGAAAACUAUGCAAUCCACGAGAAUGCCUUCAUCGUGUUUAUCACGUCGGCGCUGGGCCACAUGCUCCUGACGUGCGUCCUCUGGAGAAUGACUAAGAAACACACAGUAAGUCCCGAGGAGCGCAAGUCGUACAAGUGGAAGCAGCUGCUCUUCUUCUUCACCUUCAUCACCUUCGCUUUUGCCGUGUGUGUUUACUUCCACCACAACUGGUACUGCGGCCCCGGAGUGUACACCGUCUUCGCCUUCCUGGAGUACCUGGUGGUCCUCUCCAACAUGGCCUUCCACAUGACUGCCUUCUGGGACUUCGGCAACAAGGAGCUGGUGGUGAGCUCGCUGCUGGAGGACAAGCACUUCUAGGCGGCCACACUGCCGGGGGGCUGCUCCUCUGGGGGGAGCAGAGACCCCCUCCCUGUCCCACUGCCCCCAGGGCCGGGGUGUUUGCCAUGGAGCUGCUGCAAGGAUCCCCGGGGCCCUGGGCCCACAGGUGUCUGCGUGGUCCCUGGCUGUGCCUGGAGCUCUUACAGAGGGGCUGGGGGCUCUCACUGGGGACCCUCAGGGCCGGUGCCCCCGCCCUGGCUCCCUGAUGACUGCGGGAUGGGCAGGAGCGCAGAGGAGGGGGCAGGUUCCUGCUGCCCGGUUGUGCGGAGGAUGCUCCCGGCAGAGCGGGGUGCUGCUCCCGGCAGAGCGGGGCACUGCUCCUGGCAGAACAGGGUGCUGCUCCCGGCGGAGCGGGGCGCUGCUCCCAGCAGAGUGGGGUGCUGCUCCUGGCAGAACAGGGUGCUGCUCCUGGCAGAGCGGGGUGCUGGUCCUGGCAGAACAGGGUGCUGCUCCUGGCAGAGCGGGGUGCUGGUCCUGGCGGAGCUGGGUGCUGCUCCCGUGGCGCGGGGACCAGCCUCGCCCCGAGGUGCAGAAAUGACUUUACAAGCUGUGAGGUUGUAGAGAAGGUGUGUUUAUUCAGCGCUGGGCACACACGGGGUAAUUCCUCCAAGGUGUGGCGGAUCCCCAGCAGCUGUACAGCCCUGCCCCUGCUCCCCCUGGCUGCUCUCACGGUUCCCCCGCCAGGCUGGGAGCCCUUGGGCAAGCUCCCCCAAAGGGCUGGUGGCCUUUCGGGCCUGGACGCUGAAGGCAGCCUGGGGAGCAGCAGCGCUCGCGGCCCCUGCGCCUCUCUGGCUGAACCCCAAAGCGGCGCAGCCGCCCCUUUGUCUUUGGGGGCCCAGCGAUGCUACUGCUGACCUGGAACAAGGGUGUGGGGGGUGACCCCCAUCUGCCGGGGCGCGGGGGCUGGCGUGGCAGCAGUGCGGGGUGCUGGCAGCGUCCCCAGGCCGGGCUCUGAGAGAGCUGGGGCUGCUCGGGCUUGGCCACGGCCCAGGAGGGACCAGCCACGUCCUGCGCCGGGAGGGACGGCGGAGCCGGUGCGGUGCCGGAGAGGCGGCGCGGGGCUCGCUCCUGCCCGCUCGCUGCCAGAGCAACGGGCAGGGGCUGCGGGCGGAGGGAGCCGAGCCUGGCAGCACCGGGGCCCGUCUUGACUUUGGGGGGCUCUGUGCUUGCCCGGGCUCACCGUACUCACUGCAAGGACCAACACGGGUCCCUGCGACUGCCCUUCGUGCGAAUGCAGCUGCCACAACGGUCCCCAGGAUGUCCCCGUGCUUGUCCCUGCAUUCCCAGGGCUCGGGCAGAGCCUCCCGCACCGUGAGCUGUGUCCUGGCUGAGCCGGGGCCGCGCCGGCCAUUGCGAGUGUCCUGCCGUGCCGUGUCCAUCCGUGAGCGUCCCCCCCGCGCCGUGCCGGGCUCCAUCCAGCCCCGCCUGCCUGCGUGUGCGUGCUGCCCGCUGCGGCCGCGGCGCCUCGGCUUUGAGGUUGAAAUAAAGCACUGAGUAUUUUUGUGA
Molecule: messenger RNA, 2678 nt
Organism: Columba livia (rock pigeon)
Lineage: Eukaryota; Metazoa; Chordata; Aves; Columbiformes; Columbidae
Gene: PGAP2
Product: post-GPI attachment to proteins 2
Exons: 6
Coding region: 387-1151 (254 amino acids)
Biological process (GO): GPI anchor biosynthetic process
Cellular component (GO): endoplasmic reticulum membrane; Golgi membrane
Source: RefSeq, a predicted model, not a curated record